This is a messenger RNA of Perkinsus marinus ATCC 50983, 174 nucleotides long. RefSeq lists its product as hypothetical. Lineage: Eukaryota; Perkinsozoa; Perkinsida; Perkinsidae. The transcript has a single exon. The annotation marks the transcript as partial. The record is from RefSeq and is a predicted model, not a curated record.
GUAGAUGAGGUUACUAAGAUUCUGCAUCGCAAGAUUCGCCAAGAUAACUCGGGAAGGGUUAGGCGACAAGUGGCUAUACCUAAUGAUGAUAAGUUGGUGCCUUUAUUGAUUAAGAAAUAUCAUCAAGAUAGAGCCCAUGUUGGUAUAUCUGGUACACUGCAAGCCAUGUUGAAG